AAGAAUUGCGGUUUUACGUGCUUGCAACCGAACCCGACGGCGUAUUUUUUCCGUUUUUGCCAUUUUUAUUCGCAAUUUCAUUUAGUCGGUAAUCCAAUCGCAUAGUUUCUCCAAGAACAGCUGAAUAUGAAAAGUAUAUGUUUUCAAAUUAUUAUUUGAAUAUUUUUCGACUUGUUUACUAGCGGAGGGCAAUCUUUAUAUUCCUGUGGAUAUGCUCUGAGCCUAAAUAGGUUACUGGGUCAGACUUCGUAUAAAUGUCGGAUGAAUCGAACAGAUAUUUUAUAUACUAGCUGCUUCUUUAAUAGAUCAAAUCUGACUUAGUUUUAAGGCAUAUCAACUGAACAAUUCAUAAAGCAAAAUACAUGAAAAACUUUAAACUUUAAAAAUUUUAGGCAUGUGGCUCUUAUUUGAUCUUGCUUUCACUUAUUUUAAUUAAGUCUUUAUAGAGUUAAAAUGUUACUAAAUCAUUUAUUUGGAUUUUACCCAUCUGAGAUAAUGAAUGGAUGGUAAUGAAUAUGAAUAUGAAUAUGAAUGUGAGUACGAAUAUGAGCAUGAAUAUGAGCAUGGAUACGAAUCUGAGUACAUAUUUGGCCACUUCGGAUGCGACCGCAUCGCCUUUUCCUGGCAUGGACGACUAUGGAUGCCCUCACAUGAAUUGUACGGCAAUGGAGUUUGUUCAGUUCGUGCUCGGCCCACAAACCCUGCCGCUGCAUAAGGCCUUAUUGAUAAGCAUAAUUUUUAGUGGCAUAUUCAUAACUGGCGUGCUGGGAAACGUCUUGGUCUGCAUGGUAAUAAUUCGGCAUGCGGCAAUGCACACGGCAACGAAUUAUUACCUGUUCAGUUUGGCUGUCUCCGAUUUGCUGUACUUACUUUUAGGAUUGCCGGCUGAAGUAUUCCUUUACUGGCAUCAGUAUCCGUAUUUAUUUGGUCUGCCGUUUUGCAAGUUGCGAGCAUUUGUGUCGGAAGCGUGCACAUAUGUAUCGGUGUUCACAAUUGUUGCCUUCUCGAUGGAGCGAUUUCUGGCCAUAUGCCAUCCCUUGCACGUGUGUGCAAUGUCCGGCUUCCAGCGGGCACUGAGAAUCAUUACGGCCCUUUGGAUUGUAAGUUUCCUAAGUGCCAUACCAUUCGGUGUCAAGACUGAAAUUCAAUAUUUGAAUUUUCCAAUCGAUGGAUCUCGAAUACUGGAAUCCGCAUUCUGUUCAAUCGAAUUGGAGUUUCCCGAAGAAUUCCCCUUGUUCGAAGUCUCCUUUUGCAUAUUCUUCAUUAUUCCCAUGAUACUCAUUAUACUGUUAUAUGGUCGCAUGGGCGCUCAGAUCCGAUCCAGAGCCACCGACAAAUUGGGAGUUCAGCAGGGUUCCAGGAAUCGCGAAUCGCGAAGCUCACAGAAGAAAAAGAGAGCUGUUAUACGAAUGUUGGCCGCCGUGGUAAUCACAUUUUUCGUCUGCUGGUUUCCAUUUCACCUGCAAAGAUUGUGGUUUCUGUACGCCAAAAACAUAGCCAAUUAUCAGGAUGUAAAUGAAUGGCUUUUCUCCAUAGCGGGAUUCGCGUACUAUGUUUCCUGCACAAUUAAUCCGAUUGUGUACAAUGUCAUGUCACAGCGCUAUCGGGUUGCCUUCAAGGAGAUACUCUGUGGCAAAAAGGUUGGGGCCUAUUACAACAGCGGAUUUGCCAGAGAUCAAUCCAGUUUCAUUAGGGAUGAAUCCAGUUUUCGAAGGGGCAGCACAGCUACUCCCAAUCUGCGUGGCAGCACUCGCUAUAGCCGGGUAUCUGCUAACGGAAUGCCGGACUGUUCUUUACUAAACACAACAACAAAAAUUGUUAUUGUUCUUGGUAACAACUCGCCCCAAAGAGAUGUGAACCGAAACAUACCAGAAGAAACUGGGGCCAAGAAGCAGGAAACGUGAAUUUAUGGCCUCUCAAUGUAUUUAUGUUUUUAAUAUAAUAUUAUAUCUAAUUAACUAUAAUUAC
Drosophila novamexicana is the source of this 1968-nucleotide messenger RNA. Its product is annotated as neuropeptides capa receptor. NCBI's taxonomy places the organism in Eukaryota, Metazoa, Arthropoda, Insecta, Diptera, Drosophilidae. Gene Ontology annotation, biological process: neuropeptide signaling pathway. Bases 504 to 1904 code for a protein of 466 amino acids. The transcript is spliced from 9 exons. Gene Ontology annotation, cellular component: plasma membrane. The record is from RefSeq and is a predicted model, not a curated record. Gene Ontology annotation, molecular function: neuromedin U receptor activity.